AUGGAAAUUGUUGUUAUCUCUAAUAGUUUUACAUCAUGUAAUACAACUGCUAAGAAAAGUAUAGUGCUUUCCAGUGAAACUAGGAAAGAGCUAGCUAAGCAAGCUAAAGUCACUAAAGAGGAGAGAAGAGCUCAGAUAGAUGAAAGACACAAGUAUUUGAUAUCAAAGUUAUCUGAUGGAAUAGACUUAAGUGAGCAGCAAGUGGAGGAGGCCAUUAUUUCUGAUGACAAGUUUCAACUUAUAGAACAAUUCUUUGCUCCUAACGGACUUAAAAAGUUACUGUUCUUUUACCAAGAUGUUUUGCAGCAAACAUCAAAUGCUUCAUUGAGGUCAGAUGGAUCAACCAACAGUUUCCUUCAGAAGAAGUUAUUUCUUACCAUGGGUUCUACAGAGAACUUUACAGGAAUCUGUGCAUUUUUCCUAAGGAUGUCAGAUAAAGUUAUAACCACAUCAAAUGUUUGCCAGGAGGUGAAUUUUGGCAUCUUCGAUUGUUCUAAUGGAAAUAUCCUUCAGGGUCUGGAAUUGUUCUUGUCCCAGAUCAUGAUACCAGCGCUUAAAUCCCAGCAGCACUGGGGAGCUGUGAAAGAAGGUCUGAAGAACAGCCAGAUACAAGAUUUUCUAUAUUCCGUCGAUAGAUUUGUGGACACCUUGUCAUCAUCAAGACAGAAUCUGGAAGAUAGAAUUCAGCUUGCAGAAGUGGAUAUUGAUACUUAUGUCAGUAAUUUACAGAACCCGUCUGACUACAUAACUGCAGGAAGUAACACAGAGAUCACUGAGAAACUUGAAGAGGUGUUAAUGAUUUGGAUCAAACAGAUCAGACAAGUGUUAGUGGAGAGUGAGCAAAUGAGAAGGGAAGCUGAUGACAUUGGUCCAUCUGCAGAGCUGGAACAUUGGAAGUCAAGAAUGUCAUUAUUUAAUAGCCUUUUAGAUGACAUAAAGAGUUCAAGAGUAAAGAAAACUUUAAGUAUUCUUCAGGCUGCAAGAUCGAAGACAUUAAAGCAGUGGAAAGAGUUGGUAAUUACUAUGUUUUAA
Messenger RNA from Phasianus colchicus (ring-necked pheasant), 1032 nucleotides. The record is from RefSeq and is a predicted model, not a curated record. Lineage: Eukaryota; Metazoa; Chordata; Aves; Galliformes; Phasianidae.